This is a messenger RNA of Ruditapes philippinarum (Manila clam), 1069 nucleotides long. RefSeq lists its product as uncharacterized. The transcript is spliced from 6 exons. Gene Ontology annotation, molecular function: protein dimerization activity. The record is from RefSeq and is a predicted model, not a curated record. The coding region runs from base 420 to 1058 and encodes 212 amino acids. NCBI's taxonomy places the organism in Eukaryota, Metazoa, Mollusca, Bivalvia, Venerida, Veneridae.
UCCCCUUAACCGAGCAAAUUUGACCAGGUGUUUUAAAUCUUUGGGUAUCAACGUGGUUGUGCCAACAAGAGUCGGGGGUACUCGAUGGCUUCCUCACACCAUGAAAGCUAUUAAGCACAUUUUGACAGGACGAGAAGCUAUCCUUAAACACCUGAACGAGAUGCAGGAUCCAGCAGGACCUACUCGUAGGAAAGACUCGGCUGCAAAAGCAAGGAAUUUUCUGAAACUUCUUCAAGACCGUGAGGUCCUUGUGUGGCUACACUUUUUGAUGGACUUAGUCUCAUGUCUGGGAAAAGUGACUGAGAUCAUACAAAAACAUAAUGUUACCUUAGCUGAAGUUUGGAAGGAAUUGCAAUCUGCAAAAUCAAUGUUACAGAGAUAUUAUACAAGGUGACUUUGGUGAUGAUGAGGUCGUUCAAAUGGUACAAUUGUGUGAGUGGGCCCUUAUUGCGUCAGGUUGUGAAGUUGAGAUGGUUGAGACAGAAUGGAUCCGUUUCAAAACAGAUGUAUUCAAUAGCAAGAAGAAAAUCAUUCAUUCACUGACUUGGCCUAUGCUAUGGGAAUCAAUGAGCAGUGACUAUCCAAGUCUGUUCAAAUUAGUUAGUCUCCUCCUCACUUUACCUUCUAGUUCAGUGGAUGCUGAGCGGAGUUUUAGCAGGAUGAAGCUGCAAAAGACUGAUUGGCGGGCUUGUCUGGGUGAUAGACAUCUAACUGAUUUGAUGUUGAUUUCACUUGAGGGAGACGAAUUAGAGGAUUUCAACCCAGAGCCAGCACUUGAGAUAUGGGAGAACUCUGGCAUCAGGUCAAGAAGACCUUAUUUCAAUGAUAAAGGGAGACAGAAGGCCACACUGGUGACACAGGAAGAAGAGAAUGAUGAUAUUCAGCUGGUGAACUUUGAUAUCCUGGCAGAUCAAGCUGGAGCUCUGGAUGAUACUGUUACAUCUGUAGAAGAUCAGGAUGAUGAGCAGUAUGACGAACAACAUGCCAAUGACCUUAUAACAUUACAACAGAAAUCAUAUAGACUUUUGCUCUCUUUAAUGACUGAACAUGUUAUCUGAAUAAAAACAUA